AUGAUCAAGUUGGAAACUGGAGUGGAGAACAAAGGAGGGAUUGAAAAAUGCCUGGGGAAAUGUUCAUCAGAAGAUUUGCCUUUUAAUGGAAGCAGUGCCAAUCUUUUGCCCUUCGGCUACAGCACAACAAGAGACAAGAACAUCACUAAGCUGAAAGUAAAUGGACCGUUGUAUGAUGCUAAGGAGGAAAAUUGUCAUAAUCAGGAGGAGUGUGGAAAGUCGGCAGAGUGUAUGAGGUGGACUUCUCUUGAAGCUGCGUGGACUACCUGUAACAAUAAAUCCUUUGCUCACGCCCAUCCAAGUAAGGAUAUGAAUAUUGUCUGCCUUUCUUGA
Meloidogyne enterolobii is the source of this 333-nucleotide messenger RNA. Lineage: Eukaryota; Metazoa; Nematoda; Chromadorea; Rhabditida; Meloidogynidae. The record is from the annotation of a GenBank genome assembly.